Antrostomus carolinensis (chuck-will's-widow) is the source of this 2679-nucleotide messenger RNA. It is a transcript of the gene CLCN1, whose product is annotated as chloride voltage-gated channel 1. The record is from RefSeq and is a predicted model, not a curated record. Gene Ontology annotation, cellular component: plasma membrane. Gene Ontology annotation, molecular function: voltage-gated chloride channel activity. Lineage: Eukaryota; Metazoa; Chordata; Aves; Caprimulgiformes; Caprimulgidae. The transcript has 22 exons. The annotation marks the transcript as partial. Gene Ontology annotation, biological process: chloride transport; transmembrane transport.
AUGUCAUCAUGUCACAUCAUGAUCUGUUUCAACUUUCCUUCCAAGUUCAUCUAUUACAACUUCUACUUCAAUGGCUCCUUCAUGUGCCUCUUGAGGACGAGUAGAGGCAUGGAGAGCUCAGAGACCGUGACGCAGGAACCCAGAUCGAAAUCAGCUUUGUGGGGGGGCUCACCACAAUACGACUAUGUCUGCUUUGAGAAAUGCACCCGUUACGGGAUACCUUUGGAGGCAGGACGCGAGGCCGGGGGGACAGGGGACGACCUGCACUACCUGGAGAACUCCCUCAGCUACCCACAGCUUUAUGGCCAAUACACAGACCAGAUAACCAACUUUGCAGAGAAGGAAGCAGCAAAACUACUGAAUAAGAAUGAGGCCCAAAAGAACAAUGAAAGAUUCCUGAAACGUGAGAGUCAAGUAGAGAUCAAAGAAGAGCACUAUUCCAAAUGUCAAGACUGUGCUAGACGCAUCCAGAAAUAUGUUACCAAGAAGCUUGGAGAGGACUGGAUUUUCCUGGUUCUGUUGGGUCUGGUCAUGGCGUUGGUGAGCUGGGGAAUGGAUUAUGCCAGUGCAAAGAGCCUACAGGCCUACAAGUGGAUGUACAGAGAGCUGCACCCGAAUGUUCCAAUGCAGUAUCUGGCAUGGGUCUCCUACCCACUUGUUCUUAUUCUGUUUGCGGCCACUUUCUGCCAACUCGUCUCUCCACAGGCUGUUGGGUCAGGGAUCCCAGAGCUCAAGACCAUUAUGAGGGGAGUGGUCCUCAAGGAAUAUCUCACUCUCAAAGCUUUUGUGGCCAAAGUUGUGAGCCUCACAGCUGGGCUUGGAAGUGGCAUGCCUGUGGGGAAAGAGGGUCCGUUUGUGCAUAUUGCCAGUAUCUGUGCUGCAGUACUCAGCAAGUUCAUGUCAAUCUUCUGUGGUGUGUAUGAGCAGCCAUAUUAUUACACAGAUGUCCUGACCGUGGGUUGCGCUGUGGGGGUCGGCUGCUGCUUUGGGACACCACUUGGAGGGGUCCUUUUCAGCAUUGAGGUCACUUCCACUUACUUUGCCGUGCGCAAUUAUUGGAGAGGUUUCUUUGCAGCUACCUUUAGUGCCUUCAUUUUCCGAGUCCUUGCUGUUUGGAACAAGGAUGCAGAUACCAUCACAGCCCUGUUUAGAACAAAUUUUCGCAUGGAUUUCCCCUUCGAUCUGCAAGAGCUGCCAGCAUUUGCUGUAAUAGGGAUAUGUUCUGGAUUCUUUGGAGCAUUUUUUGUUUAUCUCAAUCGCCAAGUGGUCCUAUGCAUCCGGCGUCAUAAGGCUCUGAGCCAGUUUCUCACCAAAUACCGCCUCGUUUACCCUGGGGUUAUAACCUUUCUCUUAGCAACCAUGACCUUUCCUCCAGGAUUUGGGCAGUUCAUGGCAGGAGAGUUGAUGCCACGGGAAGUCAUCAGCACUCUCUUUGAUAACUAUACUUGGGCAAGAUACACAGGGGACCCUCGGAUGCUAGGGAAAUCUGCUGCCUGGAUCCAUCCCAAAGUCAGUGUCUUCGUCAUCAUCCUGCUUUUCUUCCUCAUGAAGUUCUGGAUGUCUGUCAUUGCUACCACGAUGCCAAUUCCCUGUGGAGGCUUCAUGCCUGUUUUUGUUCUAGGUGCUGCAUUUGGGCGUCUUAUUGGGGAAAUCAUGGCAUCACUUUUUCCCAAUGGGAUCCUCUUUGAUGGUAUUCUUUAUCAAAUCUUACCUGGAGGGUAUGCUGUCAUUGUCUUCUCUCCCUAUUCCUUUUCCACCCUGCCUGGGAAAGGUGCAGCAGCUCUGACAGGAGCAGUCAGCCACACUGUCUCCACCGCUGUGAUCUGUUUCGAGCUGACAGGUCAGAUCUCUCACAUCCUCCCCAUGAUGGUGGCUGUUAUUCUUGCCAACAUGGUGGCCCAGAGUCUGCAGCCCAGCCUCUAUGACAGCAUCAUCCAGGUGAAGAAGUUGCCCUACCUGCCAGACCUUGGCUGGAAUCACAUAAGCAAAUACAAUAUCUUUGUUGAGGAUAUUAUGGUCCAAGAUGUGAAAUUUGUCUCCUCCAACUGUAAAUAUCGAGACUUACAAACUCUACUCCAAAGCACCACUGUUAAGACUUUGCCUUUGGUGGACUCACCAGAGACCAUGAUCCUUCUGGGGUCUGUAGAGCGAUCUGAACUGCAGGCUCUCCUCCAGAGACAUAUAAGCCCAGAACGGCGACGGCUCCUCAACAGAGAAAAGCAGCAGAAGCUGUCUGAAGCACCCUACGAUGGGCACAGCAAGGGUCCAUGGGCAACCCUGCCAAAGCUGAAGCAUGAAUCUUUUGCUUAUGUUGAUGAGGAUGAGGAUACAGAGGAGAAGGGAGAGCUGUCUCAGUCUCCAAGUCCCACUCCCAGUUACCCAGAGGAGCCCAAUGGCCCGACCAAUCCUCUUAAGCAAAUGCCUGAUACUUCGGAGCCACAGCAGCUCACAGGCAAUUUCAGGAGUUUGAGGCAACUGAUCCAGCAAUUCUUGUGCCAUUACAGCCGUCCACUUGAAACAGAGAGUGCCAUCCAGGAGCCAGUGGAAGUUGUUGACACAAUGAGGCCAGAAGAGAUAGAUGCUUGGGAACAGGAGGAGCUAAACAAGAAUGUGUGCUUUGACAACUGCCGCAUAGACCCUUCCCCUUUCCAACUGGUGGAGAGAACUUCCCUGCACAAG